Molecule: messenger RNA, 1100 nt
Organism: Vitis riparia (riverbank grape)
Lineage: Eukaryota; Viridiplantae; Streptophyta; Magnoliopsida; Vitales; Vitaceae
Product: stem-specific protein TSJT1-like
Exons: 4
Coding region: 75-824 (249 amino acids)
Source: RefSeq, a predicted model, not a curated record
GCAGAGUGGAAUUUUGCGUUUACAGAGUCAGUGAUAAAAUCAUCUCUCCCGAUCCAACACCACCCAUUUCCAAAAUGCUUGCAGUUUUCCACAAAUCUAUUGCUGAGGCCCCUGAGGGUCUCCGGACUCCGGACUCUGCCUCCCUUCCUGCUCUCAAAGAUGGAUUUCUUCCUCAAUUUUUUGCUUCUCUUCAUCCUUCUGCUGUCACCGUCAACCUUGGCUCUUCCGGCGUCAUCUCUUACUCCGUUGAUAAGCAGAAUCCUCUUCUUCCAAGAUUGUUUGCAGUUGUGGACGAUAUAUUCUGCUUGUUUCAAGGACAUAUUGAGAAUGUUGCUCUUCUUAAGCAACAGUAUGGGUUAAACAAAACAGCAAAUGAGGUGAUCAUUGUCAUAGAAGCUUAUAGGACUCUGAGAGAUAGAGGUCCAUAUCCUGCAGAUCAAGUUGUGAGAGAUCUCCAUGGGAAAUUUGCAUUUGUUCUCUAUGACAGCUCUAACAGAACUGCAUUUCUAGCUGCUGAUGCUGAUGAGAAUGUUCCCUUCUUCUGGGGAGUAGAUUCUGAAGGCCAUCUUGUUCUUUCUGAUGAUGAAGAGACUGUGAAGAAGGGCUGCGGGAAAUCUUUUGCUCCAUUUCCUAAAGGAUGCUUCUUUACAACCUCUGGAGGUUUGAGGAGUUUUGAGCACCCGCUAAAUGAGUUAAGGGCAGAGCCACGGGUGGAUAGUUCUGGCCAGGUGUGUGGUGCAAAUUUCAAGGUGGAUGUUGAAGCCAAGAAGGAGACUGGCAUGCCUAGAGUUGGGAGUGCUGCAAACUGGUCCACACACUACUGAGCUCUUAAGUUAUAACCAUCUUGAUUACAUCAAGACUUUCAUUAUUCACUUGGCCUUGCAAUGCUUUUUCUUAUUCAUCCUUUUUUUUAAGUUCCGCUACCAUCUUGAUGACUCUGUUGCUUCAAUUUGUACUGAACUUCUAGUUAGAACAUACUGUCAAAACCAAGGCAUCUUUAUGCAGGCUAUAAAUGUUGCUCCAUAUUGAACUGAGCCUUUCACGGAUAAUGCAUGUAACAUGGAAUAAAAUUGCUUUACACUAGCACUUUAUGUGAUGCA